AUGUUCAUCUUCUCCGAACUGCAGCACAAAGUCAUCUCUCUGGUGAAGAAUCAGCUGAAGAGGUUCAAGAAGGUGCUGAGUCCAGAUUUCCCAGCAUGCUCUGAGAGGGAGGUGGAGGGUGAGGUGGAUCAGACUGUCAGAGAAGGAACACUGCAGAUCGCACUGCACAUCCUGAGGAACAUGAACCAGACAGACCUCGCCAGCACACUACAGACCAAACUGGCUCCUGCUUGUCAUCAAAAGAUCAAAUCCACAUUGAAGAAGAAAUUCCAGAGAAUUAAUGAAGGAAUCUCGUAUCAUGGAGGCUCAACAAUUCUGAAUGAGAUCUACACAGAGCUCUACAUCACAGAAGGUGGGAGUGGAGAGGUCAAUAAUGAACAUGAGGUGAGACAGAUUGAGACAGCGUCCAGGAGACCAGCAACACAGGAGAGACCCAUCAACUGCAAUGACCUCUUUAAAGACACAGCCGUCAGAACUGUACUGACUAAUGGAGUCGCUGGAAUUGGAAAAACAGUCUCAGUGCAGAAGUUCCUUCUGGACUGGGCUGAAGGAAAAGCUAAUCAGGAUAUCCUCUUCAUAUAUCCACUUCCUUUUAGGGAGCUGAACUCAGUGAAGAGUAGAAAACUCAGUCUAGUUGAUCUUCUUCGUCUCUUUUUCACAGACAUAAAACAAUUAAAACCAGCAGAUUAUUAUCAGUACAAAGUCUUGUUCAUCUUUGAUGGUCUGGAUGAAAGUCGACUUCCUCUAGAUUUCCAGAACAAUGAGAGCUUGUCUGAUGUAACACAGUCAGCCUCUGUGGAUGUGCUGCUAACAAACCUCAUCAAAGGGAAUCUGCUUCCCUCUGCUCUUCUCUGGAUCACCUCUCGACCAGCAGCAUGUGGUCAGAUCCCUCCUGAGUAUGUUGACCAGGUAACAGAGGUACGAGGAUUCAGUGACCCACAGAAAGAGGAAUACCUCAGGAAGAGGAUCAGUGACCAGAGUGUGGCCAACAGAGUCAUCACACAUAUGAAGUCAUCAAGAAGCCUCUACAUCAUGUGCCAAAUACCGGCCUUCUGUUGGAUUGCAGCCACUGUUCUGGAGAGGAUGCUGAGUGAAGCAGAGAGUGGAGAGAUCCCCAAGACUCUGACUCAAAUGUUCACACAGUUCCUGAUCUUUCAGAUGAAACACAAAGACCAAAAGUACCAUGGAAAAUGUGACACUGAUCCUGGGCAGACUAGAGAGAUUAUUCUGGCUCUGGGAAAACUGGCUUUCCAACAGCUGGAGAAAGGCAACCUGAUCUUCUAUGAGGGAGACCUGAGAGAGUGUGGCAUUGAUGUCAGAGAAGUGUCAGUGUACUCAGGAGGCUGCACUCAGAUCUUCAGAGAGGAGUUGGGGCUGCACCUUGGGAAGGUGUUCAGCUUUGUCCAUCUGAGUGUUCAGGAGUUUCUGGCUGCUUUGUUUGUAUUUUUCUCCUUUAUUUCUCAGAACAGAAAUGUGCUGGAACAUCAAACACAUUCAAAAUCAACAGUGACUGAUUUUCUCAAGAGUGCAGUGGACAGAGCUUUACAGAGUGAGAAUGGACACCUGGACCUUUUUCUCCGUUUCCUCCUGGGUCUCUCACUGGAGUCCAAUCAGACUCUCUUACGAGGCCUGCUGACUCAGACAGGAAGCCCUUCUAACUGCAGAGAGGAAACAGUUGAGUACAUCAAGGAGAAGCUCAGGGAGAAUCUCUCUCCAGAGAAAUACAUCAACCUGUUCUACUGUCUGAAUGAAAUGAAUGACCACUCUCUAGUGCAGGAAGUUCAGACAUACCUGAACACAGAAGACUAUUGCUGUCUAGAUGAAGUCCGCCUCUCUCUUGCUCAGUGGUCAGCUCUGGUGUUUGUGUUGUUGAACUCAGAGGAAGAGCUGGACGUUUUUGAUCUGAGUAAAUAUGACAGAUCAGAGGAAUGUCUUCUGAGGCUUCUGCCAGUCGUUACAGCAUCCAGAAAAACUGUGCUGUCUCAAUGUCGUCUCUCAGAGAGAAGCUGUGCAGCUUUGGCCUCAGUUCUCAGCUCAAACUUCUCAAGCCUAAAAGAACUGAAUCUGAGUGGAAAUAAUCUGUGUGAUUCAGGAGUGACGCUGCUCUCUGCUGGACUGGAGGAUCAACACUGUAAGCUGGAGACACUCAGUCUGUCUCGGUGUGAUCUCUCAGAGAGAAGCUGUGCAGCUCUGGCCUCAGUUCUCAGCUCAAACUCCUCAAGUCUGAGAGAACUGGAUCUGAGUUAUAAUAGUCUGUGUGAUUCAGGAGUGACGCUGCUCUCUGCUGGACUGGAGGAUCAACACUGUAAGCUGGAGACACUCAGGCUGUCUCGGUGUCGUCUCUCAGAGAGAAGCUGUGCAGCUUUGGCCUCAGUUCUCAGAUCAAACUCCUCAAGUCUGAGAGAACUGGAUCUGAGUGGAAAUAGUCUGUGUGAUUCAGGAGUGACGCUCCUCUCUGCUGGACUGGAGGAUCAACACUGUAAACUGGAGACACUCAGAUUACGUCUCUGCAGUAUUACAGAGAAAGGCUGUAAAGCUCUGGUUAAAGCUUUGAAAUUAAAUCCUUCACACUUGAGAGAGCUGGAUCUGGAUGACAAUGAACCAGGAGAGUCAGGAGAGAAGAUGCUUUCUGCUCUGCUAGAAGAUCCUCACUAUAAACUGGAGAAACUAGAUCUGAAUUACUACUGUAACCUCACAGAGAACAGCUGUGCAGUUCUGGCCUCAGCUCUCAGCUCAGCGAGCUCACAUCUGACAGAACUGAACCUGAGUUACAAUUACCUGCAGGAUUCAGGAGUGAAGAAGCUCUUUGAGGGACUGAAGAGUCAACACUGUAAACUGAAGAAGUUGCGCCUGAUCAACUGCAGUAUUACAGAUGCAGGCUGUCUUGCUCUGUAUGACGCUCUGAAAUCAAACCCAUCACAGCUGAAUGAGUUGAACCUGAGCCUCAAUGUUCUAGGAGAUUCAGGAGUGGAGAAGCUCUGUGAUCUAUUGAAGAAGGAUCACUGUCAACUGAAGAAACUACUGCUGAUUAAAUGUCAUCUCACAAAGGACGGCUGUGCACAUCUGGCCUCAGCUCUCAGCAAAAACUCCAAACUGGAAGUUCUGGACCUGAGUAAGAAUAACCUGCAGGAUGAAGGAGUGAAGGAGCUCUGCAGAGAGAAGAAUGAACUGGAGAUACUGAGGUGGGGUCAUUACUUUCUCACUGUGGAUGUACUGUACAUCUCACAUAUACACAGUCAUUAAUAAUGAAAGAGAUCAUUUAGAAAUGCAUG
This is a messenger RNA of Pygocentrus nattereri (red-bellied piranha), 3272 nucleotides long. Its product is annotated as NACHT, LRR and PYD domains-containing protein 3-like. Bases 1 to 3243 code for a protein of 1080 amino acids. The record is from RefSeq and is a predicted model, not a curated record. The transcript is spliced from 11 exons. Gene Ontology annotation, molecular function: protein binding. NCBI's taxonomy places the organism in Eukaryota, Metazoa, Chordata, Actinopteri, Characiformes, Serrasalmidae.